UCAGGCAUUUCCCCAGGCGGUUUUAGAACAGCGGGUGCGCGGUGCUUGGAGUUCAAAAUCAAUCUCCCCGCGGCGCUUGUUUUUCCGAUCAUGUCGCCGCGACGCUUGAAAAUUUCACAAGCGCUCGCAAGCUCUGAUCCGAAUGUUGUCUGCAUUCGGCCGACGACCAGAUAAAACGCGCACGCGCUAAUCAGCGGUGUGUGCAUAAUGGGCUUUGAUAAGAAGGAUGUGCGUUGGCUGUCACAUGACAAGGCGACCACUACCCUGAGGAGGUGCCUUCCCUCUGUUUACAAAAGCUUGAAGCUUGAGGCCGAAGAAAGAAACGAUGCAAGGGCAGCUGGUACAUCAACAAUUUUGUCCCUCUACAAGCUGGCAGCCGUUGGCCUGCUCCUCCCUACAUCUACAGCUGACUGCGAGAGGGGAUUCAGCACGAUGAAAAGGAUAAAGACGGAGAAUCGUGCUCGCAUGAAGUCUGCUGUCCUCAAUGCACUGAUGACGGUCAGCAUUGAAGGGCCAGACAUUGAGGCAGUAGAUUUCGGGAAAAUGGUGGAUGCCUGGCACCAGGAGAAGCCUCGCAGAACAGUGUUUUGAACAUGUAAUAUGUGACUGUAUUGUUGUUGUUUUUCAAUCAUGUUUUGCUUGCUAAUGUCUACUGUUAUUCUGCUUUUUAUUUAAUAUUUAAAUACAUGACUUGAAUGAAAUAAAUUGAGGACAAAUAAAUAAAUAA
Dreissena polymorpha is the source of this 727-nucleotide messenger RNA. RefSeq lists its product as uncharacterized. Gene Ontology annotation, molecular function: protein dimerization activity. The record is from RefSeq and is a predicted model, not a curated record. The coding region runs from base 208 to 591 and encodes 127 amino acids. Lineage: Eukaryota; Metazoa; Mollusca; Bivalvia; Myida; Dreissenidae. The transcript has 2 exons.